GGUGGGCGUUUGGAAUGAACGUCUUUGAUUUAGUUGAGUGGAGGAAGAGAAAUGUGACCGGCAUAUACCACUACUGGCAAGAAAAAAACGUGGACCGGACCUUAUGGAAACUGGGAACACUACCUCCAGGACUUCUGACAUUUUACGGGUUAACAGAGGCACUAGAGGCGUCCUGGCAUAUCCUGGGAUUGGGAUACACGAAUGUGGAUGCUCGUGUGAUAGAGAAAGGAGCUGUUCUUCACUUCAAUGGGAACUUAAAGCCAUGGUUGAAGAUCGGGAUAGAGAAGUACAAACCUUUGUGGGAGAGAUACGUUGAUUACACUUCUCCUUUUAUGCAACAAUGCAAUUUUCAUUGAUAUCUUAGGGUCCAUAGUUUUACUUCCACUUCUAGACAGCUAUAUCUUCCACAUUUGGUUACAGAGACACUUGCAAGAGUUUUGUAUGCUCUAGCACCAUCACUUACUGUAUUUUGUGAAUGUGAUAUUCAAAAUUCAAUGAAGCAUCAGAUAUUCUCUGAUAUUCACACAUUUUCUCUGCGGCAUUAUGAUUUUUGCUUCAAACUUGAUCUGAAUAACAAUAAACCCUAUAAUGUUGGCGACCAUAUAGGGGGCAACGAACUCAUCUAUUUCAAAAGAUUGUUUCUUUUUUUGAAAGUUAAAUAAAGAUUCUAUGUAUCAUCUUAUAAGAUUGACAAGCUUCCUUCUCUCUCUUUCUCUCAGGAAGCAGAGUAACAAUGAAGAGCUGUGAGCAUGAACUACUCAAAACAAGAAGAGGAAAGUCCCGCGAGGUUAGUUCACGUUUUCUCUCUUCGCCGUCUGCAUCUUCUUCUCCUAACCGCAGAAACUCCACUUCUAAUUCAUCGAGAGAUGAUCAGAACAACAACGGGGUAAAAGGUCAUCUAGGCUUGAAAAAGCAUGAUAGGAUGUCAGAUGGCACACGGGUUUGUUUCGGGUUACCAAACCAAAGUAGCAUAGAAGUUGACACAAAAGAAAAUCGUAUGCCUUCACCGUGGAUCAAUGAUGAGGAUAACGUCAUACUUCCUGGCAGAUUUUCUGUUGAUGAAUGUGCAUUGUACAGAGCAUCAUCAAGGAGAAACUCAUGCUCUCUGCUAUAUGAGUCCUUCAACGAUGAAACAGACUCAGAGUUGAGUGAUGUGUCCUGUGCUUCAAGUCUUAGUACAAAUCGUUCAUCCUGGAACCAUAAACCCGGUAUCAAGGUCUCUUCUAAGUAUCUGCAUGAUUUAACAGCUAAACCGAGCAAAGGCAACAACAAGACCAAACUAAGGUCACAAGAUGAUUCACAGAGAACUAAUAGCUCUAAGGGCAUUGAGAAUAGAUUGCAGAGGAAUAAUUCAGUGUCCAGGUAUGGAAGUUCGAUGUCUCAGUGGGCUCUUUCACCAGGAAGGUCAUUGGACACUCAGGCGGUGACAGUUCCAAGUUCAAAACUGAAGCCUCCAAGAGGAAAAGGCGUGGGUAAACUAAUCAACCUUGGUUUCGAUUUCUUCAGGAGCAAGAACAAGUCAUCGCCCUUUACUUCACCACUAAAACCAAAGACAUGUGACACAGAAUCUGCUCAUCAGCUGAAGCUUAUGAAUAACCGGUUGCUUCAAUGGAGGUUUGUCAAUGCUAGAGCCUGUGAUGUAAACAAGAACGUAGCCUCCCAAGAAAAGAAUCAACUACUCUGUGCAUGGGAUACUCUUAUCAAGUUAAAUAAUUUGGUUCUGCAAGAGAGAAUCAAACUGCAGAAGAAAAACCUGGAGAUGAAGCUGAAUUAUGUGUUUCUUUCUCAAGUUAAGCAUCUUGAAGCUUGGGAGGACAUGGAAAUACAACACCUUUCAUCUCUGUCCAUAAUCAGAGAUUCCCUGCAUUCUGUUCUUUCCAGGCUUCCCCUCAAAGAAGGCGCGAAGGUGAACUUGGAAUCAGCUGUCAGUAUAAUUAAGAAUGCAGAAGCAGUCACUGAUGCUAUCAUUUCAACUGUGGAUGAUUAUGCUCCCACGCAGAUGGAGGGUAUUGUUCCACUUGCUUCCCAACUAGCGGAAGUGGUUGUACAAGAGAAGUUGAUGCUCGAGAAAUGCCAUGACCUUUUGAGAAUGAUUUCCGAGUUAGAGAUGCAGGAGAGGAGCUUGAAAUGCUGCUUCCUGAUUCAACACAAACAGACUUUCGAUACAAAUCUUCUUAAACACUAGGACUGUGUCUUCCCCUGUCAAAGCUUUGCGACUCAGUUUUUUAAAAGCAAAAAUUACAGUAUUUUGAGGCUUAAUAAAUGUUGCGACUCUCGUAAGAGUCUUAGGUUCUCUGUAUCAGAUGGAACAAGAUGGUAAUAACCAGUACACAUAAGCACUUUUGAUGGUAAUUUCCACUUGUUUCUUUCUUGGAUAUUGGGUUUAGUUAUCUCUUUUUCAAUAUGCUUUGAUUGCA
Messenger RNA from Arabidopsis thaliana (thale cress), 2417 nucleotides. RefSeq names its product QWRF motif protein (DUF566) (gene QWRF3). NCBI's taxonomy places the organism in Eukaryota, Viridiplantae, Streptophyta, Magnoliopsida, Brassicales, Brassicaceae. The coding region runs from base 734 to 2185 and encodes 483 amino acids. The record is from RefSeq and is marked reviewed. The transcript has 6 exons.